Messenger RNA from Spodoptera frugiperda (fall armyworm), 1191 nucleotides. It is a transcript of the gene Chrac-16, whose product is annotated as chromatin accessibility complex 16kD protein. Gene Ontology annotation, cellular component: nucleus; CHRAC. The record is from RefSeq and is a predicted model, not a curated record. Bases 99 to 491 code for a protein of 130 amino acids. Gene Ontology annotation, molecular function: protein heterodimerization activity. Lineage: Eukaryota; Metazoa; Arthropoda; Insecta; Lepidoptera; Noctuidae. The transcript has 2 exons.
UAAUACUGUCAUUAGUCAAUUUUGACAAGUAAUGUGGAAAACCGGCCGGCGCAUUAAUUCAUAUUCGUAAUAAUCAUUUAUUAAUAAUCUAAAGAAAAAUGACGACUCCUAAAUCUGAAAAAGACUUGCAUUUACCACUAUCUAGAGUGAAAACUAUAAUGAAAAGUUCACCGGAUGUCGAAGCAGUCGGUGCAGAGCCGUUGUAUUUAGUUACAAAAGUUACCGAGCUAUUUGUAACAGAUCUAGCGAAACGGGCUUUCAAAAACAGUAAAAACACUUUCUUGGAAUACAAGCACAUAGCUGAGGUGGUACAGGAGGAUGAUACAUUAGACUUUCUCCGUGAAAUUAUGCCUAGGAAGAUAACUGUGAGGCAGUUUAAAGAAAUGAUGGCUAAAAAAGCGGCAAAGAAUGGAAACUCUGACGAUUCUAGCGAGGAAUCAAGUGAAGAAGAAAGUACUGAGGAAAGCUCUAGUAACAAUGAACAAGACUGACAUAGUGUAGGAUAAAUAAUUUAAGUAUUAUUAGCAUAAUAUUACAUUGAUGACUCUUGAAUAUGACAAUAUUGUCAUGCUUUUAUGCAUAUGACAAUGUGCUCCAUGUUUUACACACAAUACAAGAUGAAAAAUGGUUAAGUUGGUUACUGUAAUAGUCUAGAUCUACACUGCAUUCUGGAUGAUCUGAUGAGCAUUUAUCCUGUAAAGGGUAGUAUAAUGAAUUUGAUUUGACAGUGAAAUAUAAAAUAAUAAACAUGCCACAGAAAUAAUAUUAGUAAAGGCUAAAGUGUGAUAAUUUUAGUACUAAUAUGAAUUGACUUUUCGUAAAUGAAAUAAUUGAACACACAACUACUUUAAUAACUUUGACUUGACACAUGAAUUUGAAAACAUGUAAUUUUGAAAAAUAAUUUACUGUUAUAAUUUAUUGUAUUAAUUCAUUUUGAGCAAAUAUGAUUGAUUGCAACUGUGUGAUGUGAUAGUUUGAGAUGAAAUAUGUUUUUGCCAAAUUAUGAGUUAAAGUCGUAGUUGAAGAAUAAUAACUGUCUGAUAUCUAGAUAAUAGUACAAUGUUAUUGUUUUAUUGUAAACGGGUAAAGGUAAAACAUGCCAUGUGAUGAUGUUAGCCGAAGUUGGCUCUGAAUGUUAUUUUGACUAAUGAAAAUUGUUGCAAAAUGUGUUGAAUAAAUUUAGUAAAUGAG